Molecule: messenger RNA, 501 nt
Organism: Malania oleifera
Lineage: Eukaryota; Viridiplantae; Streptophyta; Magnoliopsida; Santalales; Ximeniaceae
Exons: 2
Coding region: 1-501 (166 amino acids)
Molecular function (GO): nucleic acid binding; RNA-DNA hybrid ribonuclease activity
Source: RefSeq, a predicted model, not a curated record
AUGUCAUACCACAUCACAAUUAGUGAGAAAACUAAGCCUGAUUUGUCAAAUGGUGAAAUCGAGGACGCUCCUCCAAAGCUAGAGGAUGGCGGCCAAGUCACUGUUGAUGAGCUCAAAGAAGUGAACCUUGGCACCUCAGAGGAUCCUCGACCUACCUUCGUGGUUAAGGGGCAAGCUCUUGCCAACUUUAUAGCAGAUCAUCUGGAUCCAUCUGAUUGGGAAUUCAAAGACAACCUCCCAGACGAGGAAGUAUUCCAAAUAGACAUCUUGCCCCCAUGGGCAAUAUACUUCGAUGGAGCCGCACGACAUGAUGGUGCUAGCGCCGGUUUAGUAUUUGUUACUUCUCAAUGCAAAGUGUUGCCAUAUGCAUUCAUCCUCAGUGAACUAUGCUCAAACAACAUUGUUGAACAUCAAGCAUUGAUCAUUGGCCUCCAAAUGGCCACUGACAUGAAAAUUCUGGUGCUUAAAGUAUAUGGUGACUCACAACUAGUCAUCAACUAG